AGUGUUUUUUAAAUGUUGCCCACAAGACGCUGAUGCUAGAGGCUAUGCUUCAUUCACAAUGAUAUCGCAUCGGGAACAAGGAGAACUUGCUCGUUUUUAUACUGUAACGGACCCCAAAAAGCAUCAAAAAGGAUAUACAGUGUAUAAAGUAACUGCAAGGAUCAUCUCUAGAAAGAACCCAGAAGACGUCCAAGAGAUCACAGUCUGGAAAAGGUACAGUGAUUUCCGGAAGCUACACCACAACCUCUGGCAGCUCCACCGGAAUCUAUUUAGCCAGUCUGAGCUUUUCCCACCAUUUGCCAAGGCCAAAGUGUUUGGACGAUUUGAUGACACAGUGAUUGAAGAAAGGAGACAGUGCUCUGAGGAUCUGCUGCAGUUCUCUGCUAACAUCCCAGCCCUUUACAGCAGCCAUCACAUCCAUGACUUUUUUAAGGGAGGAGAGGUCAGCGACGGCUCAGAACUCAUUGGACCAGCUGAACCAUUCUUGGACUUCUUGGCUGACAGCCUGUCAGACUGUGGCUCUGAAAUUCAGAGAGAAAACAGUGGAGCAGAUGAUCUGACCGUUACCAGUCAGUCUGAAUAUGGAGGUCCAUCCAGUGACAGUGACCUGAUAUCCCUGGCUGUAGACACAGACUCCCUGGCAGAGCUGGACGAUGGCAUGGCCUCAGGCCGUAAUUCGCCCAACCAGCCACUGGGGGGCUCCAACUCUAACAACAGCACCCACAGCAGCCCAUCUCUGCCCCACCUGCAUGACCACCACCAGCAGCACACCUCCACACCAGUCCCUGGCUGGCCAGCACCAGACCCAGAGGGCAACCGAUUCAGCAGAACAGGACUCUUCCCCUCCACUUUAACGCAAAGUAUCGCUAACACUAAAGAAACCAAGAGAGAUUACCUUGACAGGGCUAGUGAACGCAUCUUAUUGGCCGUGCAGAAGGAAGCAGAGCAGGAUUACCAAUCGUCAUUCUCAUAUUACAGGAGUGGGGUGGAUUUGCUUUUGCAAGGUGUUCAAGGCGAACCCAGCUCAGCGAGACGGGAGGCAGUAAAGAAAAGAACAGCUGAGUAUCUGAUGCGCGCUGAGCAGAUAUCCAAUCAGCAUCUCAGAAACUGCAUGGGUCAAGGGUCAACACAGACAGCGGUCAUGGGGGAUCAGUGCUCCACCCCCGCCAGCAGAGGGAACCGGCAGAGUCCAGCCGAGGAGCUCAGGGCCUACAGGGUACUGGGAGUCAUAGACAAGGUUCUUCUGGUAGUGGACAAGAGAACGCAGGAGACCUUUAUUUUGAAAGGCCUAAAGAAGAGCAGUGAGUGUGGAAGGCCCAAGCGGACCAUCAUGCCUCACUCUGUGCCCCACAUGGUGCGCCUGAGGAAGUUCAUAGUCUCAGAUGAUACAGUCUUUCUGCUACUGCAGUAUGCUGAAGGAGGGAAGCUGUGGUCUCACAUUGGAAAGUUUUUGCUUAACUCCAGCCCUGAGGAGAGCUGCGACAUUCCUUUCAUCCAGAAGAGCCACACCACGGCAGUACACUCUGCCCAACAAGCUGCUUCCGAGCUGGGUUUGGACUCUGGUAGCUCUGGGUCAGGGCAUGGAGCUGGUUCUGGCUGUGGACUUGAGAUUCAAGGGGAUUCUCCUCGUGUCCUUCCCCACAGGAGUGCUCUUCCUCUUGGGCUGGUUGACCGCCUAGGGCCCCAGUCGGACUCUGGAGCCACCUCAGAGUCAGAAGAGUGCACUGACAGUUAUCUGAAUCUCUGUAAUGAGUAUGAGCAAGAAAAGAUAGAACCGGAAGCCGUAAGUGAGGAUGAAGGAAAGGGGGAGGAAGAGUGCGGUUCAAGGGGACAGAAAGCGUCAUCGCUGGAUAUCACUAUUGAUGCAAUAACCACUUCCUCCAGGACUCAUUCGCUGCUUAGCAACAACAGCCUUUGCUCUCCAAUCAGCACACAGGAGCUGAGUUUGUUCACUGAGACUGCCGUGGACAACAGCUGGCACUGCCAGGACAACGGGCUGGACCACAACAAUGUUUUCAGCACAUCGCACUUCCCUGCCACUCCGCUUUCGUUGGACCAGUCCAAACGCUCACCCAUGGAGUUCUUCCGCAUUGACAGCAAGGACAGCGCCAGCGAGGUGUGUCCAGACUUGACCGAGCCUAGGCCCAAAUCAGACCCUUCGGAGCCCCUCCCCUACCUGUCCACCUCUGACAUGGGCUCGGAAGUCACUGACCUGUCGGAGCUGGCAGAAAAAGCUAAAGGUCACAGAGGUUGGUUUGACCCGUGGGGUCCAGACUGCAGUGACCAGGGCUCCAAUGAGUCAGUACCAGUCAUCUCCUUUAAAGAGGCGGUGGUGGAGGACGAAGGGCGGCCCCCAGAUCUCCUGGUUAACCUGCCUGGGGUCAUGGCCGGGGUAGAAUCAGGGCAGGUGGAGGUGCUGGAGGAGGAGCUGGUGUUGUCAGGGGUGUGUUUGGCCCUGGAUGCUAAAACCUCCCCGAAAUUCACUCAGCCGGAUGUCCUGCAGCUCCACCAUGAGCUGGAGGACGGGGAGGAGCUAGCAGUCGUGCAUGCCAUUCCCGUGGACAUAGACACACCCUCAUCCUCCCCUUGCACGUCUUUGUGGGAUGAUUGCGGCCUGGCCUUCUCACAGGACUCGAAAAUUGACAAAAUGGCUGCCACAGCUCCCUUACUCUCAAAUAGAGACUUCCUCCCAGCAAGCGUGGUGUCUGUGGCUUUGCCCUCUUCCUCCAACACAGACAUACCAUUCACUGAUUCGCUCGGCCCACUUCCUGAGAGACUAGAUGCCAGCUUGAACCUACUUUUAUACCCUGACAGUUUGAACCUGGAGGGGACAACAGCUGGUUCCAACUCUGGUCAGGAUGGGACGGGGGCCAGCUCGGGGGCAGAGAGCGCGCUAGGCAUUGAGUCCCAAUCCCAGCCUGUGCCUCAGGUUAACUUGCUUGGUGUGGAGGACAUAGGGGAGUCAGAUAAGGACGUGUCAAGGCUGUUCGCGGAGCUAGACCUGUUGUCUGCCACUGCUUCGAAGGCCAGGAUCCCAGAGGAGUUUGUGAAAUGCUGGGCCACAGAGAUGGUUUCUGCCCUGGACUCACUGCAUAAGGACGGCAUCAUCUGCAAGGAUCUCAAUCCCAACAACAUCCUUGUUAACAGCAAAGGCCAUGUGGAGCUCACAUAUUUUUGCAGCUGGAGUGACGUUGAGGACUCCUACAACAAGGAGGCCAUUGCCAACAUGUACUGCGCACCUGAGGUGGGGGGUAUCGUUGAAGAGACCGUAGCUUGUGAUUGGUGGAGUCUUGGGGCCAUCCUGUUUGAGCUGCUCACAGGCAAGUCUCUGCUGCAGUGCCACCCCACUGGUAUCAGUCGCCACACGGCCCUCAACAUCCCAGAGUUUGUAUCUGAGGAGGCCAGGUCUCUAUUAGAGCAGCUUCUCCAGUUCAACCCAAUUGAGAGGCUGGGGGCCGGGGUUGCCGGAGCAGAGGACAUCAAAUCACACCCCUUCUUCGGCAAUGUGGACUGGUCCAAAUAAGCCCAGUGCAUUGUGGGAGAGUGGAGGUCAGAGAUGAACAAACGUAAUGAGCUGCUGAUGUAGGUGAAUGUGUGCAUGCGUGCGUGUGCGCACACGCACACACACAGUCAAACACAGUAUUUCCACCAGAUGAGACCAGUGCCAGCAUGUGAACAAUAAAAUACUAAUAUGUUGGGGACGCUUCACGUCAUGCGACGGUCCAUGGACAUUUCUUUUUUCCUGGUUUUAAAAAUGCAUUCUCGGGAUAUUUAUUUUUUGGCCACUGGAUGUAAAAGUGCUGCUGUCCAGCCAAUACAGGUCCCUGAAAAUUGUGUACUAUGUCAUGUAUCCAUCAAAACGUGCCCCAAAUCAUCAAAUAAAUACUUAUAGACUAUGCUUGUAUAGAAAUGCACUUCAAGCCCAAAAUGGGUGAUUUUUCAAAACUUGUUUGGUCCCAGAUUGCAUCUUAUUUCAAACAACUCAAUUUCAAAUGUCCUUUAACAUUACAAUUUCCAUACAUCAAUAUAACAAUAGAUUGCAUUCUGUUUUCCUCCAACUAAAUGCAUGCGCAAACCAAACACCUGUUGCCUAAAUACUAAAUCUAAACACAUGAUUGGUCAUAUUUGUGUCGUUGGCAUGCUGCGCUAUCUUUAUUGCUCAUUGACCCAUAGUAGACUAACUUAGCUGACAGAACUGGGGCCAAAUUGAAAGCCUAAAAAAGUAUUUAUUUGCAACUUAUGUAGAAAUUUGUAAAUUGUGAUUGCUGAUACUUAUGUACAAAUUGAAUUGGAAUUUCAAGAAUCGUCUAAGAUCGUAACAUUAAUCUGUCUUAGGUAUAAUAGUUUAUUUUGUUAAUCGACUUUGCACAUGCUAUAUUAAAGACGCUAUUCUGACAAGGGAUAAUUAUUUACAGUGAACAUGCUUUGUACAGCAACUACAGCCUUUGAAUAUGGGUGAAUAUUGGUUGGAUUAUGGUCCGCUAGUGUUAUUUUUUUGGGGGGUCGCCGGAUUGUUUCUGCAAAAGGUUAAAAUGUUUUACCCUUAGAAACCCACUGUACUGUUGAUCAAUCUUUUUUUGUAUUUGAUAUUAAUAUAUCAUGAAAUAACAAAAGUAUUGAAAAAUAAAUAAUUGUUCAUGUAA
This is a messenger RNA of Esox lucius (northern pike), 4643 nucleotides long. RefSeq names its product ribosomal protein S6 kinase polypeptide 1 (gene rps6kc1). The record is from RefSeq and is a predicted model, not a curated record. Gene Ontology annotation, biological process: protein phosphorylation. Gene Ontology annotation, molecular function: phosphatidylinositol binding; ATP binding; protein kinase activity. NCBI's taxonomy places the organism in Eukaryota, Metazoa, Chordata, Actinopteri, Esociformes, Esocidae. The coding region runs from base 59 to 3523 and encodes 1154 amino acids. The transcript has 16 exons. Gene Ontology annotation, cellular component: early endosome.